Molecule: messenger RNA, 1056 nt
Organism: Plasmodium falciparum 3D7
Lineage: Eukaryota; Apicomplexa; Aconoidasida; Haemosporida; Plasmodiidae
Source: RefSeq, a predicted model, not a curated record
AUGAAGAGUAAUAUCAUAUUUUAUUUUUCUUUUUUUUUUGUGUACUUAUACUAUGUUUCGUGUAAUCAAUCAACUCAUAGUACACCAGUAAAUAAUGAAGAAGAUCAAGAAGAAUUAUAUAUUAAAAAUAAAAAAUUGGAAAAACUAAAAAAUAUAGUAUCAGGAGAUUUUGUUGGAAAUUAUAAAAAUAAUGAAGAAUUAUUAAACAAAAAAAUUGAAGAAUUACAAAACAGUAAAGAAAAAAAUGUACAUGUAUUAAUUAAUGGAAAUUCAAUUAUUGAUGAAAUAGAAAAAAAUGAAGAAAAUGAUGAUAACGAAGAAAAUAAUGAUGAUGACAAUACAUAUGAAUUAGAUAUGAAUGAUGACACAUUCUUAGGACAAAAUAACGAUUCACAUUUUGAAAAUGUUGAUGAUGACGCAGUAGAAAAUGAACAAGAAGAUGAAAACAAGGAAAAAUCAGAAUCAUUUCCAUUAUUCCAAAAUUUAGGAUUAUUCGGUAAAAACGUAUUAUCAAAGGUAAAGGCACAAAGUGAAACAGAUACUCAAUCUAAAAAUGAACAAGAGAUAUCAACACAAGGACAAGAAGUACAAAAACCAGCACAAGGAGGAGAAUCGACAUUUCAAAAAGACCUAGAUAAGAAAUUAUAUAAUUUAGGAGAUGUUUUUAAUCAUGUAGUUGAUAUUUCAAACAAAAAGAACAAAAUAAAUCUCGAUGAAUAUGGUAAAAAAUAUACAGAUUUCAAAAAAGAAUAUGAAGACUUCGUUUUAAAUUCUAAAGAAUAUGAUAUAAUCAAAAAUCUAAUAAUUAUGUUUGGUCAAGAAGAUAAUAAGAGUAAAAAUGGCAAAACGGAUAUUGUAAGUGAAGCUAAACAUAUGACUGAAAUUUUCAUAAAACUAUUUAAAGAUAAGGAAUACCAUGAACAAUUUAAAAAUUAUAUUUAUGGUGUUUAUAGUUAUGCAAAACAAAAUAGUCACUUAAGUGAGAAAAAAAUAAAACCAGAAGAGGAAUAUAAAAAAUUCUUAGAAUAUUCAUUUAAUUUACUAAACACAAUGUAA